Gasterosteus aculeatus aculeatus (three-spined stickleback) is the source of this 1919-nucleotide messenger RNA. RefSeq names its product E3 ubiquitin/ISG15 ligase TRIM25. Gene Ontology annotation, molecular function: zinc ion binding. NCBI's taxonomy places the organism in Eukaryota, Metazoa, Chordata, Actinopteri, Perciformes, Gasterosteidae. The record is from RefSeq and is a predicted model, not a curated record.
GUCGACCAACUUUAAGCCCCGCCCACCCGGAAGUACGCAUACAAACUCAGCAACGCUUUCGAUUUUGCAAUGUGUGCACGAGUGACAGCAGUUUAGUUACUUGGAGGUCGUUAACUGUCCCCCAGCAUUCACUUUGAAACGGAUUCCCUCCCGUUAUCUCGUGACGAGUGUCGUGAGUUAUGCAGAACAAACGAGACAGAAGUGUUGACGCCAUCAGGUGAGCGCUGGACAAGCUCUGCGAUUGACUCCGUCCCGACUGUUCCUUUGCUGCUCAGUGGCACUAAAAAAAGGAGAAGAGGGAUUAAGAAUGGAGGAUAUGGAGGAUGCGGAGAAAACAAAGCUGGAGGAGCUGCUCAUGUGCCCGGUGUGCCAGGACGUCUUUAAGGAUCCCCGGCAGCUGCCCUGUGGACACAGCAUGUGUUUGGCCUGUCUGCAGACCCUCAUGGAUCACUCUUCAGAUGUUCCCUUCCGCUGUCCAGACUGCAGGACUCAUUUUGGACCGAUCGUUGGGGUGCAUAGGAGCUUCGCACUGGCCAACAUCGUGGAGGACUUCAGGAUGAACAUGAGGAGGAGGGAAGAGCAGACAAAACGUGUGUACUGUGACUGCUGCCCGGAGAAGAAAAUUCUGGCCAUCAAAACGUGUCUGAAGUGUGAGGUGUCGCUGUGUAAAGAGCACGUCAAGGACCACCAGGAGCUGCCCGUGUACACGGGGCACCCCUUGGUGAGCCCUCUAGGUGACCUCCUGGAGAGGAAAUGCCCAGAGCAUGAGGACCAGGUGCUAAGGUACUUCUGCAACAGCUCGAGGCGCUACCUCUGCAACAUUUGCUCCCUGGAGAGCAAGCAGCACAACCUGGCCACUGAGGCCUCUUUUGUCCUGCGGAGACAGCUGACUGAGUACAUGGACCAACGCUUUGACGCGCUUAAGGAGCAAAUCGGAGAAUCCUUUGAGUCUGUAAAAAAACUGCAGGAAGACCUCAAACAUGAAAAACAGACAGUGAAACCGGUCGCGUCGUCCCUCAACAACGUCACAGUGAUUCUUCUCGGCCUGUGGGUCAUUGUGUUGUUUUAUGCUUACCACUACUCUGUGGAAGUCCAGACGCUCACCGAAAUGCUCGAUGCCCAGACGAACCGCGUGCAUCACAUUCACUCCGCCAUCGUGGAACUCUUGAUGAAUCAUCCAGUAAUGAGCCACAGACCUGCAGGGACAGAAGAGCAAGCUACAAGAUAUGAUCUUGUGAAACUUUGGAAUGAAAACCUUAGUUAAGGGCAUUCCACAGGGAACUACGCUUUGUGUUUGAGUAAACUGACGAGUCUGAUUGGGAGGCUGUCAGAACAUGGGCUUGUUGUGACUGUGGGAUGCUGGCGAGGGAGAAAGUCAGACCAUGCGGGUUUUUACAGCCACAAUCAUGUCCUAAUUAGCAUAUUACCUGUUAUCAUUGUUCUACUGUCCUGGUUUCAGAUCGUCGUUCCCUCAAUAGUUAAGGCUAAAGUCUGUUUGGUUUCUUGCAGAGCAAGAAGCCUGCAUAACAAAAAUACAAUUAUUAUUUUCCAUCACUAUUCAAGUUUCACGUUCCUUUUCUUCACAAAAGGAAACAUGAACAUGUUUCCUUUUCAUAACUUGAUUUGAGGAAACACGUGAGAGAAUUCCAAAGAAUGAUCAAACUCCUGGAGGUGCUAACAUUGUCAAAGUAUCUCUAAAAUCUGUCAUAUAUCUAUCAUCGGAUAAAAACAAUGAUUCUGUGCAUAGGGUGAUUGUUAUGCUGCCCACAGGCUGAAAUUUGAGGGCUAUGUAGCUUUUGCAGAACAAGUGACAAUUACAGAAUGUGUCAAAAGUAAAAUACAUGUGGUGGGAAAAAAAUGUAAUUGUAGCUGCUGUUGAGCCUUUGUGAACUGAAAUAAAGAAUACCAAUUACUCCACA